Messenger RNA from Orbicella faveolata, 747 nucleotides. Its product is annotated as Golgi-associated plant pathogenesis-related protein 1-like. The record is from RefSeq and is a predicted model, not a curated record. NCBI's taxonomy places the organism in Eukaryota, Metazoa, Cnidaria, Anthozoa, Scleractinia, Merulinidae.
GCUUUUCAUUAAUAUGUUUACUUGACAUUUAACCUGGUUAUAAACGUUUUAGAAUGUGUAUUGCUGUAUUCUUGCGUUUCAGGUAUGACAGGAUUUGAAAAAGACUGCUUGGAGGCUCACAAUGAAUAUCGCGCAAAACACGGAGUUCCACCUCUGAAAUGGAAUGCACAACUGAAAGCGGAUGCGCAGGAGUGGGCGAACCAUCUUGCUGACAUAAAUAACAUGGAGCAUGAUUACGAGAGCAUUAACAAGGGAUCCGGUGAAAACCUCGCCUAUUUCCAGCCUGGUGACCCAAAUAACAUGCCAACACAGUGUCAAGGACCCAAGAAUCCCUCUUGCGUCCAGUGCCGUGAAAUGGUCGCCGAUUGGUACUCCGAGGAAUCAAACUUUGACUACAACACGGGCAAAAGCAAGGGAGGGGUAAUCCUACAUUUUACUCAAGUAGUUUGGAAGGAGACCACAGAGCUGGGAAUGGCGACUGCCACCAGCGCAAACAAGUGGUUUUCUGUUGCGCGAUAUAAAAAACGAGGAAAUAUGGGCGAUUCAGAAGCUUUUAAAAAGAAUGUACCAAGGCCUCAGUAGGAGAGUGUAGUUUGUUUAUAUGGUAUAAUUAUAAUCAGUAAACCACAAUUUGAUGUUGUUUGACUGUUAAUAAUAUUGCACUUGUUGAGGGGCACAAAUAUUUCUUUCUCUUAACUUCAUGCUCGUCUCUCCAGGGUUGUCUUCUGUUCCAACGAUAUUAUCUAU